This is a messenger RNA of Anisakis simplex (herring worm), 885 nucleotides long. NCBI's taxonomy places the organism in Eukaryota, Metazoa, Nematoda, Chromadorea, Rhabditida, Anisakidae. The record is from the annotation of a GenBank genome assembly.
AUGAUCAGGGCUGCAGUUACUUCAAAUUUGUUGAAGUAUCGUCAACCUGACGUUCUCUGUUUUUGCGCACCAGUCAAACAGCGCCGUUCACAAUUCCCAUUGGUGGCGCUUGCACGUAAAUCUGCGCCCACAUCAGCUGCACAAGGAAUUUACCUCGGAGAUGAAAAUGGAACCCCACCGAACCGUCGUUUUUCGCAAGCUAUCGCCCCAGUGAUCACCACCACACCAUCGCCAUCGAAUCAGAAUCAGCCUCCGACUAUCCCACCGCCAAAGCCGCCUCGUACUGACCUGGCCGUUCUUUCGAGUAUUAANCUUAUCAUCACUUAUAAGGGCAUUCAUUGGAAACUCUCACCAAGUGAUACUCUAAGAACAUCGAUUGUGCGAAGUGUUAGCGAGUAUCGUACUGAUCAAAUGGCCGAAAACAUGCGGAGGAGAUUCUCGAAAAGUAAAACAACCACCAACUUUGAUGUAUCACCAAAUUCUGGUGUCGGUAAAGGUAUGGAUGAAAUUGAUGAAGCGCUGCGAUUCGUUGAAGAUAAUUCGCUAAGCGAAGUGAUGAUUGAACUCUCUGAUAAAGCACCACUUGUCCACUUACAAGAGAUCUGCUCGGGGAUAUCUGCUGACUUGGACACUCUAUCACCUGGUAGUGGAUGUGAGGUGAUCUGUGAAAAUUGCAAUACGGUCGUGUAUCGUGAAGGAACGCUCGUUGGCGUUUGCAAGUGUAAAAGGAAAUCAUCGUCGAGUAGCUGCAGAUUCCGUAUUAUUCCAAUUCCAUCCCCACCGAAAGACCUGCCUGCUUCGCCUCAAACCGAGCCAAGUCAAACUCUCAGUCAACCGAGUCAAGUUCCUACUAUACAACGAGGUUUCACACCAUUUCAUUUCUAA